This is a messenger RNA of Ochotona princeps (American pika), 3017 nucleotides long. It is a transcript of the gene ESYT2, whose product is annotated as extended synaptotagmin 2. Gene Ontology annotation, molecular function: lipid binding. The coding region runs from base 135 to 2735 and encodes 866 amino acids. NCBI's taxonomy places the organism in Eukaryota, Metazoa, Chordata, Mammalia, Lagomorpha, Ochotonidae. The transcript is spliced from 23 exons. Gene Ontology annotation, biological process: lipid transport. The record is from RefSeq and is a predicted model, not a curated record.
GGGCUGGGCGGCGUGGAGCCACGGCGCCGGGCCGUCCCCCUGCACAGGGGCGCUGCUGGCACGCGAGGCGGAGCUGGCUGGCGACCCGUGCGCCUCGGCCCGGGGAGGGCAGCGCGGCUCGGCUCGGCUCGGCGAUGAGCGGCGCCCAGGACGAGAGCCCGGAGGCCGGCGCGGGCCGGGCCGGGGAGCGGCCGGCGGCCGAGCCUCCCGGAGGCGCCCUGAGCGUGGACGUGCCGGGGCUGCUGGCGCAGCUGGCGCGCAGUUUCGCGCUGCUGCUGCCGGUGUACGCGCUGGGCUACCUGGGGCUGAGCUUCAGCUGGGUGCUGCUGGCGCUGGGGCUGCUGGCGUGGUGCCGCCGGAGCCGCGGCCUCAAGGCGAGCCGCCUGUGCCGCGCGCUGGCGCUGCUGGAGGACGAGGAGCGUGCUGUGCGCCUGGGGGUGCGCGCCUGCGACCUGCCGGCCUGGGUUCAUUUUCCAGACACUGAAAGAGCAGAGUGGCUAAAUAAGACUGUAAAACACAUGUGGCCUUUUAUUUGCCAGUUUGUAGAGAAGUUGUUUCGAGAAACGAUAGAGCCAGCUGUGCGGGGAGCAAACACCCACCUGAGCACCUUCAGUUUUACGAAGGUUGAUGUGGGUGAACAGCCCCUUAGGAUCAAUGGUGUUAAGGUAUACACUGAAAAUGUGGACAAAAGGCAAAUUAUUCUGGACCUUCAGAUUAGUUUUGUAGGAAAUUGUGAGAUUGAUCUGGAGAUUAAACGAUAUUUUUGUAGAGCUGGUGUGAAAAGCAUACAGAUUCAUGGUACCAUGCGAGUGAUCUUGGAGCCAUUGAUUGGAGACAUGCCUUUGGUUGGAGCUUUGUCUAUCUUCUUCCUUAGGAAACCACUUUUAGAAAUUAACUGGACAGGACUGACUAAUCUUCUGGAUAUCCCUGGAUUAAAUGGUUUAUCAGAUACUAUCAUUUUGGAUAUCAUAUCAAACUAUCUGGUGCUUCCCAAUCGAAUCACUGUUCCUCUUGUCAGCGAAAUUCAAAUAGCUCAGUUACGGUUCCCUAUACCAAAGGGAGUUCUAAGGAUACAUUUUAUUGAAGCUCAGGAUCUUCAGGGCAAAGAUACUUAUCUUAAGGGACUCGUCAAGGGGAAGUCAGAUCCCUAUGGGAUUAUCCGAGUUGGCAACCAAAUCUUCCAAAGCAAGGUCAUAAAAGAGAACCUUAGCCCAAAGUGGAAUGAAGUAUACGAGGCUUUAGUCUACGAACAUCCUGGACAGGAGUUAGAGAUUGAGCUCUUUGAUGAAGAUCCAGACAAGGAUGACUUUCUGGGAAGUCUUAUGAUUGAUCUUAUUGAAGUUGAAAAGGAGCGCCUUUUAGAUGAAUGGUUCACUCUGGAUGAAGUGCCCAAAGGAAAGCUGCACUUAAAACUGGAGUGGCUGACGUUAAUGCCCAAUGCCUCAAACCUUGAUAAGGUGCUAACAGACAUCAGAGCUGAUAAAGAUCAGGCCAAUGAUGGUCUUUCUUCGGCAUUGCUGAUCUUGUAUUUGGAUUCAGCAAGGAAUCUUCCGAGUAACCCAUUAGAAUUAGAUCCCGAUGUCUUGAAGAAGUCUACAGUUCAGAAAGCCUUAAAGUCAGGGAAGAAAAUAAACAGCAACCCAAAUCCUCUUGUCCAAAUGUCAGUGGGACACAGGGCUCAAGAGAGUAAGAUUCGAUACAAAACCAACGAACCUGUGUGGGAGGAAAAUUUCACUUUCUUCAUUCACAAUCCCAAGCGCCAGGACCUUGAAGUCGAGGUCAAAGAUGAACAGCAUCAGUGUUCUCUGGGGAACCUCAAGAUCCCGCUCAGCCAGCUGCUCGCCAGUGAGGACAUGACCAUGAACCAGCGCUUCCAGCUCAGUAAUUCAGGUCCAAACAGCACCAUAAAAAUGAAGAUGGCCCUCCGGGUGCUCCAUCAUGAAAAGCAAGAAAGGCCUCCUGACUACCAACAUUCAGCUCAAGUGAAACGACCCUCAGUUUCCAAAGAAGGGAGGAAAAUGCCUAUCAAAUCUCAGAGGUCUGUGUCUUCGGGCACUGGUGGCAGCAACACGACUCCUUCGACUCCAGUCAUUGGGGCUGCAGAUAAAGCUGGCGUGGAAGAUAAAGCCCAGCCCCCCGAAGCCAGCCCCAGGGCCCCCCACGACCUGGGCAGAAGCUCCUCCAGCCUGCUGGUGUCCCCGAGCCACGUCUCAGUGAAGGAGCCCACCCCUAGCAUAGCCUCGGACAUAUCACUCCCCAUCGCCACCCAGGAGCUGCGGCAAAGGCUGCGACAGCUGGAAAACGGGACGACCCUGGGACAGUCUCCACUGGGACAGAUCCAGCUGACCAUCCGGCACAGCUCACAGAGAAACAAGCUCAUCGUGGUCGUCCACUCGUGCAGAAACCUCAUUGCCUUUUCUGAAGACGGCUCUGAUCCGUAUGUCCGCCUGUAUCUAUUACCAGACAAAAGGAGGUCGGGGAGGAGGAAAACACACGUGUCCAAGAAGACAUUAAACCCGGUGUUUGAUCAAAGCUUUGAUUUCAGCGUCUCAUUACCUGAAGUGCAGAGGAGGACCCUGGACGUGGCCGUGAAAAACAGCGGUGGUUUCUUGUCCAAAGACAAAGGGCUUCUUGGCAAAGUACUGGUUGCUCUGGCAUCCGAAGAGCUCGCCAAAGGCUGGACCCAGUGGUAUGACCUCACAGAAGAUGGGGUGAGACCACAGGUGGUAACGUAGCCACGUCCGACGUGAGGCGUUCUUCCUGGCAUAUCCCCCACUUCUGCUGAGACCAUAACCCUCUCACAGACAAACCAACAUUAUUUUUAUAGUUUCGUGUAUUUGGUUAUACAUACCUUAAUAGUUUUGUAGAGCUGUUGGCAUUUUAGGUGAAUUUGGCCAAUAUUAUCAUUAAAUUUUGUCUGUUAGAUUUUCUUUAUUAUUUCACCAGUUUUGACGUUGUACCAUAGGGUAGUAGUUAAUUGUGUUAUGUAAAGCUGUGUCAGUUGUAUUCCAGAAAAA